Messenger RNA from Actinia tenebrosa (Australian red waratah sea anemone), 3035 nucleotides. Its product is annotated as octopamine receptor beta-2R. The record is from RefSeq and is a predicted model, not a curated record. Gene Ontology annotation, molecular function: G protein-coupled receptor activity. NCBI's taxonomy places the organism in Eukaryota, Metazoa, Cnidaria, Anthozoa, Actiniaria, Actiniidae. Gene Ontology annotation, biological process: G protein-coupled receptor signaling pathway. Gene Ontology annotation, cellular component: membrane.
GCAAAACAACGACGAAUAAUAUUCCAAGGAAAAUGUCAUAAUGGCGCCAUUUUGUUAUUUUAACUUUCAUCUUAMGUGUCAACUAGCCAAUCUUGAUGCUUUUGAUCAGUCCGGGUUAUUUUUAGAAGCGUCGCGUCCUUUCUUUGAUAAUUUAUAAGCUACAUUUGAUCAAUGCAUACAGUAAUUGGUAUUUUUAGAAUAUAAUAUGAGAAGAUCUAAUAUUUUACCAAAGCAACAUGCAGGACGAGCGAAUAUUCAAAUAACAAAUAAACAAUCUAAAAUAAAAUAUGUUUGAAUUUCAUAUUAUCAAAUUGAGACAAGUGGUUUUGUUUCGGAAUUUUUUCUAUUAUACCACGAAAUAUGAUGAUUCAAAAAUAAAACGAGGCGUCGACUGCUAUGUACGGCAGAUGUGUUGAAUUCGUUAAGUUCGUACCCAGGUCCACUCGGAAAGGGCCACUUUGGAAAACGAGGGAAAAAACCCUAGAUUAUGACUAAACUGAUUCCCUUUCUUUUGUAGCCCGAGAGUUGAAAUCUGUGAAGCGAGUUUGGAUUCCAAUGCGGUAUUCAAUCGACUUCCCACGAGGAACAGUGAAGUGGAGACUUGCAACAAUGUGAUAAGACUGAAGGAGCAGAUAGAUCCUGUCACGCAACAGUAACGCAAUAUGCAAAACUCGACUUUCRAUCAGUAUUUACCUCCGACGCCAUCUUCGCUUGGACUCCACGCACAAAAAGAGCCCACACAGGCAUGGUACUGGGUCAUCCGAGCCACAGUUGGUUUCAUUACAAUCUUCAAUAACACGUUAGUGGCUGUUGUCAUAACAACCCGUCGCCGACUUCGUAACGUGAAGUCCAACUGGUUUGUCCUUUCUCUUAGCUUAGCAGAUCUUCUUGUUGGUGUCAUAAUAACGGCUGUUCAACUCUCGGAUGCAGUUCAGCUGCCAACGUUGCCUGAGAUACGCUUCGUKAUAUAUGACUUUCUAAUGGACGCGACUAUUCUGAGCCUGUGUACGCUGUCGYUAGAUCGUUACAAAGCCAUUGUCAGUCCGUUGCGUUACACAAACUAUAUGACGCAGUACAGAGCAGUUGUUUUGAUUCUCUGCUCGUGGUGUAUUCCUCUGUUCGUAGCGCUUCUUCGUAUCACUAUGAUGUUCACGGGAAUCAAAACGGAGAAAGAGCGCGAAAAAAUGUUCAUCGUCGUCCAGACCAUCUUUUUUGUGGUUCUUCCUUGCGUGACGUUGAGCGUCUCGUAUUUUCGGAUUCUCUUGAUAGUACGUCGACAUAACAGAGACGAGAAGAAAAUCCGUGCACAGGUCGACUACAACUACUCCACCGACAGCAAUCUUCACUCGACCACCGACGACGAAAGUCGACCGCCGAACUCCAACUCAUCAGUCGAAAUAUCUUCGGCAAGAAUCGGAAGAAAGCGAAUGGCCAUCGAAGCUAUAGAUGAGGAAGUUUCGGAGAGUACGGCUGCGCGGAUAAUCAGCGGAAUCCUGUCGCCAAAGACGGACAAGUCUUCGUUACCAGCGAUCGGAGUAGUCAUUAUCCUCUACGAUUGCUUUUGGGCUCUCGGGAUUUAUUCUUAUGUUUGUGACUCGUUUCUAGAUAUGCGGGUUGCCCAAGACACGAAGCACAUAAUAUGGCUUCUCAUACUCAUGAAUUCCGCCUUGAAUCCACUUUUGUACGCGAUUCUUAAGAAGGACAUUCGAAAGGAGAUCAAAGCAGUGUGUCCUUGCUGUAAGGCAAGUGAGAACGGAACUGUUGAAAUAACCAUAGAAGUAUCGCAACCAGUCCCGCAAAAAGAGAACAUAACAAUGUCCUUCAGCUCGCCUUCAUAGGUUAUGGCGCAUGCGCAGAGCCAGACGUCAUAUUAUUCGUCAAUUGCGUCAAUAAAUGGAGCAUGGGAAGCAAGACCCUUCCAUUGGUCAAGUUUUCAAGACCUGAGCAUGCGUAAAUAGACGCCGACGAAUUUGUCUUAAACUAUGGCACGCUUCCACGAAAAGAGCAUGCGUAGCAAGACGCCUUCGAAUUCAUCUGUUUCUUCCGCAAAUCGAUCAUGCGUAGAUUGACUUGCUCAGCAAGUGAUGAAAUACUUUAUAUUUUUAUACAGUUGCUCUAAGACUUUAAACAAUCAGUCAAGCAGGACCUUUGACUUCAAAAAGAAUACAUAUCAAGCUAGAGAAAAAUUAGAAGACAAGAGACAUACAACUUGUAGGCCUUCCCUCCAAAGAUCGAACACGGUGAAUAAGAUUGCAAGAACCUGGUGCCAAAGYAUAAUCGUUUUACAGUACUUUGGUGAAGCUUCGACAUUUAAGUUAUUUUUAUGGAAUAUGUAAAUAUUCAACGGAGCCGAUAAAUUAUCGAUUUGCAGGAUGCGUAAAUGGAGUCGAUGAUGUAUCGAUCUGCUGGAUGCGCAAACAGAUCCGAUGAUAUAUCGAUCUGCUGGAUGCGCAAACAGAUCCGAUGAUAUAUCGAUCUGCUGGAUGCGCAAACAGAUCUGAUGAGAUAUCGAUUUGCAGGGUGUAAGAACAGAACCGAUGAGAUAUCGAUUUACUGGAUGUGCAAACAGACCCGAUAAAAUAUCGAUUUACUGGAUGUGCGAAAAAAACCGAUGAGAUAUCGAUCUGCUGGAUGCGCAAUAGCACUUUGUAAGACUUUAAGAGUAAAACUAGUUAAAAUAUGUAGACAUCUAUAAUUUUAGCGUAAAUUAGAUCGCGCCAUCACAAAAAACAUUAAAAAAAAUCAAGCGACAGUCUCUAAAUCUUGAGAGUAAUUUUCUAAAUAUUUAUACGAACGUAUUUCCAAUAGAUUUUAAGUAUGUAUGUAUAUAUAUAUAUAUAUAUGUAUGUUAGAAUGGAUUUAUGUAUGUAUGUUAGGACUGUGUGAUAUCGUAAGUACACACUCGCAAAAGCUAUUUAUUAGUGUUGCUUUUACCACGGACUGCUAAGUAUCAAAAAUUCUUUUAAAAAGAUUUAGAUUGUACGAUAGAAAGUCUAUAUUUAUAAUUGUCUAAUAAAACGACCUAGCUACGUUCA